Molecule: messenger RNA, 2589 nt
Organism: Antechinus flavipes (yellow-footed antechinus)
Lineage: Eukaryota; Metazoa; Chordata; Mammalia; Dasyuromorphia; Dasyuridae
Gene: IL17RC
Product: interleukin 17 receptor C
Exons: 19
Coding region: 270-2384 (704 amino acids)
Molecular function (GO): interleukin-17 receptor activity
Source: RefSeq, a predicted model, not a curated record
UGGAUUCAGAGAUCAAACUGAGAAGAGCCAUCGAAGACUCCCAGUGCCUGGAAUCUCCUCCCAACCCUCCCACCCUAGGAGGCCCCCGAGCCAGGAUAGGAGUGGGAGGGGAGGGGUCCCAGUGCCCACUCUGGCACCGCUGAGCAUCCAGGAGGAAAGGAGCAACAGUUGGCCAGCAGACCUGCGGUGGGGGGCAGAAAUAGCUUCUCCCCCCGAGGGGAGCGGCCCCAGGCCUGAGACGGGCUACAACACUGAUCAGCAACCAGAAGAUGCCGGUCCCACGGCUGCUGCUGCUCUUCUCCUUGGUCCUCGGCAGCAGGCCCUGGGUGCUCUCUCUGGAGAAGCUGUCAGGGGCCCACGACGAUGCCCGAUGCUCUCAGGGUCUUUCCUGUCACCUUUGGGAAGAUGUGCUCUGCCUGCUCGAACCCACCAAAGACCCUGUGCUGGUGCCCACAAAACUACAGACAGAGGUGGUCCUUCAGUGCAGGGGAGAGAGGAACUGUGUCCCCUGUGUGCGGGUGACCCUCCACCUGACAGUGCAGGAACCUAGGAAGGAGGAUCCUGAUGAGGUCUGGCUCCGGGAAGAUGCUGAACUAACUUCUCACCCUUGGCCUAGGAAUGAAUCUCUCCAGGCAAAAGUCAUCCUUUCCUUCCAGGCAUACCUCUCUGACCGAUGUGUCUUAGUGAAGAUAGAGGUGCCUGCCGCCAUGGUACAACCAGGUCAAAAUGUGGGCUCAUUGGUAUUUGACUGCUUUAAGGCGCCAGUAGGGGAGGAAGUACGGAUCUAUACUGAGCCUCCCUAUGAAAAAGAACUCAGUCAUAUACAACAAGUGCCAGAUUGUGUCAAGCCAGAAUUGCAGAACAGCGUCCCGAGCUGCUUUGUGCUGCCCUGGUUCAAUAUCUCCAAUGAAGGGGAUGAUAUACAGCUGGUGAUGGACAUCUCCACAGAGCAAAACUAUUUCCUUUCUCUCUACUGGAAUCAGAGCGGGAAUCGUAAAACAAGGUUUCUUCAAGUCCUGACAGGACCACAGAAUAUCACCCUGAACCAAACGGAUCUUGUCCCUUGCCUCUGUAUCGAGAUGUGGAUAAAGGAAGAGGAAGAUGCCAUCAGAAACUACCUUUGCCCAUUCAAGGAGGACCCCAGAGCCCACAAGAACCUGUGGAAUCAGACCAAACUGAAGCUGAAGUUCUUGGGGACAAGAAGCCUGAGCUGGAUGGUGGAGGCGCCCUGCUCCUUGUCUGCCGAGAUCAUUCUCUGUUGGAAGCCAGUGGAUAGUGAGCUCUGCUACCCGCUGCCUGUGCCCCUACCUCAGAAGAAUGUCACUCUGAAUAAAUUCCAGGACCUCCCUCUGCUGACUCUCCAUCCUAAUGUCUGUGUUCAGGUAUGGAGUGGGGAAAAGCUCCAGAUUCAGGAAUGCCCACAGGAGAAUAUUCUGGGUCCUCUAAGGGAUGACAUGCUACUGCUGGAGACUUGGGGCCCUCUGCAGAACCACUCUUUCUGUGCCAUGGAGACCAGUGGGUGCACCCCACUGCCAAGCAUGGCCCAUACAAGAGCAGCCUUCUUUGGAAAACAGCUUCUUCAAGACUUGCAAUCCGGUCAGUGCAUGCAGUUGUGGAAUGACACAGGGAUCUUGUGGGCUUGCUCUCUUCAAAAGUACACUCAUGAGCGUUGGGUCCUGGUUUGGCUGGCUUUCCUAGUCCUGGCUGCUUGCAUCCUGUUCCUCUUCCUGCUCCAUAAAGAUGAUAUGAAAGGGUGGCUGCAAUUCUUGAAGAACGAUUACCGCUAUGGGGGGGCCGCGCGGGCCCGUAGAGCCCUGCUCCUCUACUCUCCGGACCAUGCCAGCUUCGAACGCCUCGUGGGCACCCUGGCCACAGCCCUUGGGCAACUGCCGCUCUCAGUGGCGGUGGACCUGUGGCACCGGAGGGAGUUAAGUGCUCUGGGCCCCCUGGCCUGGUUUCACGCACAGCGUCGCCAAGCCCUGCAGGAAGGUGGGGUGGUCAUCCUGCUCUUCUCCCCCGGGGCCGUGGCGCUCUGCCAGGAGUGGCUCCAAGAGGCGCGCGCGCCGCAGGGACCAGCCCGCCCGGCCGACACCUUCGGGGCGUCUCUCAGCUGCGUGCUGCCGGACUUCCUGGAGGGCAGGGCGGACCGAGGCUACGUGGUAGCCUGCUUCGAGGAGCUGCUUCCCCGCCAGGGGAUCCCCGACCUCUUCCACGCAGUGCCAGUCUUCUCUUUGCCCUCCCAGAUGCCCGCCUUCCUGAGGGCACUAGUGGGGCCUGCCAAGGGGCAGCGGGACACUCUCAGCGCUCAGGCCGCGCGGGUGGCUCAGUACCUCCAGCCCGCCCUGGAGGAGUGCCUGCAGCGGGGGUCAUCGUCUGCUCUCUGACCCAGCCGGGGCCCCUCGCCCACUAGGCCCAAGGGCAGGAGCCAGAGCCAAGUCCUCCGCAGCCUCUGGAUGUGCAUCCACCUGGAGCAAAGGUCGCCUCUCCCCUGAAAAUCCCGCCCACCAGGACAUGUGGAUGUGGGGGAUGGACCCCGGCUUUGGGCCGUGCGGGGACAUCUGGGUGAAUAAAGAUAGACUUAUUUUUGUA